Molecule: messenger RNA, 1825 nt
Organism: Parastagonospora nodorum SN15
Lineage: Eukaryota; Fungi; Ascomycota; Dothideomycetes; Pleosporales; Phaeosphaeriaceae
Exons: 2
Coding region: 314-1825 (503 amino acids)
Molecular function (GO): aldehyde dehydrogenase (NAD+) activity
Source: RefSeq, a predicted model, not a curated record
CUUGUUCCCGCCGCAAAGCGCAAAGCGCAAAGCGCGUAUGCAUGCUGCUACCAGGUGUGACAUACACAGUACAUAUCUGCGGCCGCUACGGAUCAGUUACGAGGGCAAUUCUUCCCGCUAGUACAUUUUGGGAUUUCCUGUCUACCAAAGGAAGCUCAAGCGCAUGUACUGCGUCUGCGUCCGAGCUACUUCAGCGAACAGCUGUGAUUUUUUGCUCACCUCCAGAACUCUAUAUUGAUAUGCACUGCCGCCCGUAAGAGCCCUUUAGCGAAUCUUGCCCAGGGCACCACAUUCAAGCACAUACACAGCCGCCAUGUCACUCCCAUACGCGCCACGAUUCGCCUACUACGACGGCAAAGUCCAGCCAGGCAGCUCGACAUCGUCCUUCCAGACCAUUGAUCCCGCAACAGCAGAGCCCAUUGCAAACAUACACUCCACCACACAGCCUGCCAUCGACGCUGCGAUAGCCUCGGCACAGAAAGCUUUCCCGGCAUGGUCAGCAACGCCUGCGAUUGAACGCGCACGUAUCCUCCAACGAGCCGCCGCUCUCCUACGCGCACGCAAUGAUGACCUCGCACGAAUCGAGACACGCGAUACGGGCAAACCCUUCUCCGAGACAUCCACGGUCGACGUAGUCACGGGCGCCGAUGUGCUUGAAUACUUUGCGAAUCUUGUAGGCGGUGGUGGCAUGAAUGGCGAGACGGCCCAACUGCGGCCAGAUGCUUGGGUCUACACAACGAAGAACUCGCUGGGCGUAUGUGCAGGUAUCGGCGCGUGGAACUACCCUAUCCAGAUCGCGCUCUGGAAGUCGGCACCUUGCUUGGCGGCGGGCAACUGUAUGGUCUACAAACCGUCCGAGUUCACGCCACUACAUUCCACCGAGCUGGCCAAAAUUUAUGCCGAAGCUGGCGUGCCGGCGGGCGUCUUCAACGUGGUCCAAGGAGGAGGCGAGGUUGGCGCCUAUCUCACCAAACACCCGGGCAUUGCAAAGGUGAGCUUCACGGGACAAGUCUCAACAGGCCAGAAGGUGGCGGGAAGUGCAGCUGGAGAGAUGAAGUAUGUGACCAUGGAGCUUGGUGGCAAGUCGGCAUGCGUCAUUCUUCCUGAUGCCGAUCUCGAACAGGCAGUCGACGGCGCAAUGAUGGCCAACUUCUUCUCGACUGGCCAAGUCUGCACCAAUGGAACGCGCGUCUUCAUACCCGAGAGCAUGAAGCAAGACUUCGAGAAGCGCUUGUUAGAGAAGAUACAAUACAUUCGCGCCGGCGACGUCCUCGACUCAAAUACCAACUUUGGGCCCUUGGUCUCGAAACCGCACUACGACAAGGUCAUUUCCUACAUCAGGCACGGCGCCGAGAAGGACAAGGCGAAACUCCUAUGCGGCGGAACCGACAAGCCUUCGUGGCUCGCUUCACACUACGAUAAAUCGUACAACAACGGCUACUGGGUUCAGCCCACUGUCUUCACAAACUGCACCGACGACAUGAAAAUUGUCCAGGAGGAGAUCUUCGGCCCCGUCAUGUCGAUACUGACAUACAAGACUAUUGACGAAGUUCUACGGCGCGCGAACGCUACCAAGAUGGGACUUGCCGCUGGUGUUUUCACCAGUAACCUGAACUUGGCGCACAAGGUUAUCGCACAGCUGGAAGCUGGUAUCACGUGGGUGAAUACAUGGGGCGAGAGUCCUGCAGAGAUGAGCGUAGGUGGCUGGAAGAUGAGCGGUGUUGGUGUAGAGAAUGGAAAGAAGGGUUUGGAGGCAUGGGUGAAGAACAAGAGCACGCUGGUAGAGAUGGGUGGCGCUGUGCCGACCGUGUUUGCAAAACUGUAA